AACUCUUCGACGUGAUGGCACGAAUUGGCUACGUCGCGCUCUUCUUCGUGAGCGCUGCGUGCGCUGGUCUGCUGCGCACCUUUGGUCAGAGUAAUGCCGUCACUCUCUCCUCGCUUGUCACUCUCUGUAUGAGGCUGAAAAUUGCAUUUACCGGUUGAAAUUGUCACUUUAUUAGAUAUUCUAUCGAGAUUCGGGGUCUUUGACGAGUGCGAUGACUCGCCGUUCCCGAGCAAUUGCGUUGGCAACCAGCUCGUCUACCGCAUCAGUUUCAGUCUGGGCUGCUUCUUCUCACUCACCGCGUUGCUGAGCUGUGCGGUGGCCAAGGGCUGCGAGAGCGUAUGCUGCAUGCUGCUAUUCCAGCUACCCUUUUAUCUUGGCAUUCUCCUGGCCUCACUCUUCAUCCCCAAUGAUUUCUUUGAUGGCUACGUGGACAUUGCGCGGGUGUCGUCGGCGCUCUUUAUCACCCUGCAGAUCAUCAUCAUCUUGGACUCGACUUACAGCCUUCGGGACUAUAUAUUGGAAAAGAUGGACGAGGCAGAUCGCGACGAUGACGCUCGACAUGCACUGCUGGGCAGCAGUUUUGACUCGACACAAGGGGACGGAAGGAAGACCAUGUGGGAGGGAGCGUAUCUUGCUCUGGUUUUCAUCUGCAUGGCUCUGUCAAUCGUAGGACUCGCCUUGAUGUACAUGCGCUACGCAGAGUGUGAACUGAAUGCCAUGUUCAUCACGAUCACGCUGUUGUCGGUGAUCAUUCUCACAGCGCUGAGCGUUGUGGCAUGGGUAAAUGUGGGGCUCCUUCCAUCGACUGCGGUCUCCCUGUACCUCGUGUUCUUGUGUUACCAGACAGUUCGAGCAAACCCAAGCGCGUCGUGUGCACCAUUGCAAAUAUCAACCGAAGAGAAGCUGCACGAGCAAUCGAGUGUGAUCAUGAACGCGUUCGUUGCAGCGUUCACGAUCACGUGGACGAGUUGGCGAACUUCAGCGACCAGUACAGUGUUUUUCGGUUCGUCUUCUACACAGAAGCAGCUUGAAGACAAUAGUGAUGAAGGCGAUGAGGAGCUAGCAAGUAUCGGAUUGACAUCAGUUCGUUUAAAUAAGGAAGGUCAACCUGAAGUGGAGGUGGUACCUGAAUACCAAUUCCACGUGCUGAUGGUACUGGCGUCGCUAUAUAUGGCGAUGGUCCUCACAAACUGGGGGAGCUUCGAUGGGUGAGGUUCCUUGUCCACGUUGCAUCAUUUGUAGUAGCUCACAGUCCUUUGGUUGCCCAGAUCUUCGUCGAAUGAUGACGAGAUUGUGACGAUGUGGGUCAAGGCGGUCUCACAAUGGGUAGCAUCCGGACUAUUCCUUUGGACGCUUGUAGCUCCUGCGGUGUUUCCCAAUCGCGAUUUCUUGUAAGUGCUAUCGAACGCGCACGAUAAAUGCAUAUAACGUCACCUUGUUCUAUGGUUUUCGCUUGUAAACAACGUUCUCAUUUAAGUGCAAGCUGAAUAAUGGAGCGGGACGGUCUAACCCAGC
Messenger RNA from Phytophthora nicotianae INRA-310, 1515 nucleotides. RefSeq lists its product as hypothetical. The transcript has 5 exons. NCBI's taxonomy places the organism in Eukaryota, Oomycota, Peronosporomycetes, Peronosporales, Peronosporaceae. The coding region runs from base 346 to 1212 and encodes 288 amino acids. The record is from RefSeq and is a predicted model, not a curated record. Gene Ontology annotation, cellular component: membrane.